Clupea harengus (Atlantic herring) is the source of this 1446-nucleotide messenger RNA. RefSeq names its product ethanolamine kinase 1. Lineage: Eukaryota; Metazoa; Chordata; Actinopteri; Clupeiformes; Clupeidae. Gene Ontology annotation, cellular component: cytoplasm. The record is from RefSeq and is a predicted model, not a curated record. Gene Ontology annotation, molecular function: ethanolamine kinase activity. Gene Ontology annotation, biological process: phosphatidylethanolamine biosynthetic process.
GUAAAGUUAAUAUGUAAUCUUUGGUCACAAGUUAAGCACUGGAGAUGCCCAGAGGAACAUUGCACUUAGAUAAGCUGUCAACCUUGACUGGACAGACCAGUUCAGCUAGUAUUAUAGCUAUAUAGGGUGAAAAGCCACUGUAGUCACUUUAAAGAGUCAUUUUAAAGAAUGGAGAGCACCUGUACGAGUGAGACGAAGAGGCUUCUUCACCUGAAGAUAACCAUUAAGGAGGAGGCUCCCCACAAUGGUGUCAUGGAGCUGCUGAAGAUUCUUAGGCCUCAGUGGAGGACAGAGGACAUUAAGAUGAAGGUCUUCACAGAAGGCAUCACCAACCAGUUAAUGGGCUGUUACACGGGGUGCCUGUGGUCCUCGGAUGUGGUGCUGGUGCGAGUGUAUGGCAACAUGACAGACCUUUAUCUCGACCGGCGCAAAGAGAUGGAGAUGUUUCAGAUACUUCAUGAACAUGGCUGUGGCCCCAAAUUGUACUGCAGCUUUGAAAAUGGUAUCUGUUAUGAGUUUUUGCAGGGCAUGGUGCUGGAUGACACACUACUGAGAGAGCCUAUCAUUUACAGGCUUAUUGCAGAAGAAAUGGCAAAGAUCCACACCAUCCAGCCAUGGACCAGCUCUCCCCCUCAGGCUGUCCUUUGGACUAAAAUGUCUCAGUUCCUCCAGCUUGUUCGGGAUUCUGAGAAUAAGACGCCAAUGCUGAGUUCUUUGUGUCUGCCAGAGGCUGCCAGUGUGGAAGCUCUGAAAAGUGAAAUGAACGAGCUGAAAAGACGACUUGGUCACGUAUAUUCUCCAACGGUGCUGUGUCACAACGACCUUCUAACAAAGAACAUCGUCUAUAAUGACACAAAAGGCUCUGUGAAAUUCAUUGAUUAUGAAUAUGCUGAUUUUAACUAUCAGGCGUUCGAUAUUGCCAACCAUUUCAAUGAAUUUGCAGGUCUGGGCGACAUUGAUUACAGUCUAUACCCCAGUUUGGAGCUUCAGCAGGACUGGCUGACCACUUACCUGGAGCACCAUAAGAGCAGGACAGGCACGGCUACCUCAGGCUCAGAACGUGACGUGGAGAACCUGUACACCACAGUCUGCAAGUAUUCUCUGGCUUCACACUUCUUCUGGGGUUUAUGGGCAAUUAUUCAGGCCAGAUAUUCAACUAUCGAUUUUGACUUCAUCAAAUAUGCCCGUGCCAGAUUUAAGCAUUACUUUGAAAAAAAGGAAGAGUACUUUGGAAUGUAAAACACCAACGUGCAAACGUGAUACUAAAGCCCUCUUCUUACUACUGCAUCCCAAGGUUUUACUGAGCCAAGUUAGUAAGCAAUCAGCUAUCAGAGAUAAUGGAACACAUCCCGUUUAUGUGUGUAUUAUUUGUUCUUCUUUUACCUAUGGACUUUGAGUCAGUAAGAGAAAAAAAAGUGGGUGUGCAAUAAAAUUUCAAUCCCACAA